Messenger RNA from Sclerotinia sclerotiorum 1980 UF-70, 408 nucleotides. RefSeq names its product mitochondrial 37S ribosomal protein RSM19. The record is from RefSeq and is a predicted model, not a curated record. The coding region runs from base 1 to 408 and encodes 135 amino acids. The transcript is spliced from 5 exons. Gene Ontology annotation, molecular function: structural constituent of ribosome; RNA binding. Lineage: Eukaryota; Fungi; Ascomycota; Leotiomycetes; Helotiales; Sclerotiniaceae. Gene Ontology annotation, cellular component: cytosolic small ribosomal subunit; ribosome. Gene Ontology annotation, biological process: ribosomal small subunit assembly; translation.
AUGUUUCCCAGCAAAGUUCUACUUGCGCGGUCGGUCUGGAAAGGCCCCAAUAUCGUCCCUCUUCCAAUUGUCAAAGCCGUACCAGGUGUACGAACACAGCCGAUAAGAACCCAAGCAAGAUCUGCGACUAUUCUACCUAACUUUGUGGGAUUGACGUUUGAAAUUCACAAUGGAAAGGUUUAUAAUGAGGUGACGAUUACGGAGGAUAUGGUGGGACAUAAGUUGGGGGAAUUCUCGGCGACGAGGAAACGAUUUACUUAUAAGCAGAUGGGGAAUGAGGACAGUGGAACGGCUAUGGCAGUCUACUUCUCAAGAAAUCAUGCCAAUGACUAUAAAAAUGUUACUGCAGAGGAAUCGUUGCAGCUACACGGCCGAAUAACAGCUCAAGCCUCUAGCAUUGAAGCAUAA